CAAGGGGUAUGCUGAGCACACAUAAUAUAAGAUAUAAAAAAAGAAGACAAUGGUCUACAUUUUUUUUCGUUGUUUUUCUUUCAGAUUCACACAGAGGUUACGUCACACAUUCAUAUCCAUACGGCGCACUGAAUUGAGGUCACAAUAGCGUCGCAGCAGCACGCAGCCUCGCCAUUUUCGCAGCUCUUUGUGCGCCACUGUCCGCUAAGAGUUUGCAUCUUUUAUAUAUCGAGCGAUCCGUCGACUCGGGUUUAAAUUCUGUUACAAAAAUGCAAGGAAACAGAGGCCCCCAGCAGAACCACGGACCCAACCGCCCGGGAGACCAGAAAAAACCGGGAGGAAUAAACACCAACGGCCAGCAGCCUGAUACCAGCGAGCAGACCAGCCCGAGUGAGGCCUUAACCCUGGACCUGCACAGCUUCAGGAAGCCCGGGGAGAAGACCUUCACCCAGCGCAGCAGGCUGUUUGUAGGAAACCUCCCAACUGGAGUUACCGAAGAGGACAUCGAGAAGCUGUUCGCCAAGUACGGGAAGGCCAAUGAGAUCUUUGUCAACAAGGAAAGAGGCUUCGGCUUCAUCCGGCUGGAGACCAGGAUCAUAGCAGAGAUUGCCAGAGCCGAGCUGGACGAUACUUUGUUCAGGGGCAGGCCCAUACGGGUGAGGUUUGCAACACACGGUGCUGCUUUAUCUGUGAAAAAUUUGCCAGAGUUUGUGUCCAACGAGCUGCUUGAGGAGGCCUUUGCCGUCUUUGGUCAGAUAGAAAGAGCUGUGGUCAUAGUGGAUGACCGAGGGAGACCCACGGGGAAGGGAAUAGUAGAGUACACCUCAAAGCCAGCUGCAAGAAAAGCUCUGGAUAAGUGCAGUGAUGGUGCCUAUCUUCUCACAGCUUUCCCUCGCCCUGUUACAGUGGAACCUAUGGAACAGUUCGAUGAAGAGGAGGGACUCUCAGAAAAGCUCAUAAACAAAAACCAGCAGUAUCAUAAAGAGCGUGAGCAGCCACCUCGAUUUGCUCAGCCAGGUACCUUUGAGUAUGAAUAUGCCAUGCGCUGGAAGGCCCUGAUGGAGAUGGAGAAGCAGCAGUACGAAAUGGUGGACCGCAACAUGAAAGAGGCUCAGGAGAAGCUGGAGGCCGAGAUGGAGGCGGCCAGACACGAGCAUCAGGUUAUGCUGAUGAGGCAGGACCUGCUGAGGCGGCAGGAGGAGCUGCGGAGGAUGGAGGAGCUCCACAGUCAGGAGGUGCAGAAAAGGAAACAGGCUGAGCUCCGGCAGGAGGAGGAACGCCGGAGGAGAGAGGAAGAGAUGAGGAUGCGCAACGAGGAAAUGAUGAAGAGGCAGCAGGAGGGCUUCAGAGGCAACUUCUCUGAAAGUAGGGAGCAAGACAUGAGGAUGCAUAUGGGCAUGGCUGCUGAGAAUACUCCAGUGAUGGCAGGGCCAGGAACCAACAACAUGUCUGGAGGAGGCCAGGGUGGCUUCCCCAGAGGCCUCCCUGGACCUGGAGACUAUGGACCUAAUAAACAACGCAGAUUUUGAAUCGUCUAUUUUUUUCCAUUUUCAUACUCACUGUAUUUUAAAGUUCAGGUAGUGAGCAUUACUUUUGAACUUUGAAAACGAUUGCAUGAAUUUUUUUUACUUUUUAUUUGUACUUGUUUUAGUACUAAAAUGUCAAAACUCUCCAAAUGAGCCAUGUGUUUUACUUUAUUUCUCACGUUAAUGUAUUUUUAAUAGGGAUAGAAAAUGUUUUUGUCCUGGAUAUGUUGACUUUUCUGGAAUAAAUUCAUGAUUCCCUAAGAAUUUUGUUUUAUUGAGAAUAGACAGACAUUCAUGAUCUCUAAAUGUCUUUCAAAGCAGUGAGGGGCCAAACAUUUUGAUGUACUAAACCCAGACAAUUUUUAUCUACAUGAUGGUUUGACAUAGAGCGUGUCUCUCUCUGCCUCCAUUCUUAAUCACUGCUCUCAAUUGGAUUUCUUGCACUGAUUAGAGUAUUGAUUUUAAUUUACACCCUAUAAUUUCAUAGUAUAAUCUCUGGUGUCGGCAGAAUAUGGUUCAGAGAUUCAUGAAAAGUCAAGAAUAAGCAGUACAAACUAACAUCCAGUAUGAAACUUUAGUUAUACUUUGCCUUUCAACACAGCUGCAGCUAAUGUAGUCAACUGGUCAGUCUGAAUCGCAAAGUUAACAAGCAUACAUUGACAGUAAUAUUGAGGUUAUGUUGGAAUUAUUAUUGUCAAUACCUGCUGAUGUGAGUCUGAUUUCAUUAGCUGCGGUGAUAUGGUUUGGAAAAGGGUCAGUUGGCCAUACAGGGAUGUCUCUGCCACUCAGCGAGAAUAGCAAGCAACAGGUUUCUUUCAUAUGUUAUGAUAUUUCAUAGCAGGAAAAGAACAAGUGCAAUUAAUAUUAACAUUGGCUGCAAAACAUGUCAGUGUGUCAAUGUUAUGGUUCAUUGGGAUCCAGGGGAACAGAGCCAUAUUUCAUGUUUUUAAUUAGACCUGUGCUUUCCCUGCCAUAGCAAACAAAGUGUGUGUUGUUAAAAAGCUGUAAUGCCUCCCGGUUUUUAUUGAUGGCCGAUUCCCUUGGAAAUUCACUACCUUCCAACUAGACAGACAUUUAGUGACUCAUUCACCAUCUGACCAAAGAGGAUCACUGAAUGAAGAAUAAAACUCAUGCUCACACAGUAUAAAGUGACUCAGAGGGUAGUGACACCUACGUACCUACACAGUGACAACAACCGCUGCAUAUAUGACCAACAUCCUAAAAUGUCACAACUCACUCUAACUAGCAUUGACUAAUGAGACAAAUGGAAGGGGGUGGACUAAUUUGAACCAAUAGUUGGAGGAAGUAAUAGGAAGCUGUUCCAAUUCCGAUGCAUAUUUUCUUUCUUUCUUUUUUUUGUCCAGGUUAAUGAAACGGGCAUAUGAGGGUUACCAUCCGAAAAAUGCGUCCUGCAGAAGGAAGCUAGAGCUUCAUGUACAGUUCUGUGAAAUGCAUAAUUUACUCAGAGUUUAAAGGUCAAAGUUCACCAGUCUCAGCAGAGUAAAACAAGUAUUUAAAGUUUUUAGACGUUUCAGUUUGCUCCCAGUGCAGAUUUCAGUACCAGUCUGUGCCAUGUCAGCUGUCCGUCACAUACAUCAGGCUCUCAUGUUUGAGUUUCAAGUAGAAACAUCCCUCAUCUAGUGACCGGUCAGGAUGAAACCCAAAUAGAAACACCACGUAGAGAAAGUCCGGUUCGUAAACAAGGCCUAAGUUGAUGGAAGCAGACCGAAACUGUUUAGGCUUGCAUCAUGCAGCGUGCAUGUGCCAGGCUACUGCAGAGAAAAGAGCCCGGUUAUGUGGUCAUAUUUUGUGUUGUUGUGGAGGAGUAUCAGCAGUUUCACAUGAAUGAUUUAGUCACUGCUCAAUACAAACACAACUUCUAUAAAAAAGUUUAAGAAUAAAGUCAGGGAUGUAUUAGUGUGAAAUUAAGAAUCAAAUGCAGUUGCUUAUAGUUGGUCGUCUUGAAAUCAAAAAACAUCCUGCUGUUAGAUGAUUUGACGCCCUCCCUGUUAUGAGAGAGAUCCUGCUGGUUAUUGCAGAUAUUUGAGGGAUCCCCCUAUUUCCAUCACGCGAAGGGCUUAUAUCCUUUCUGAUAGCCAAGAUUUUUCCAAGGAAACUACCCUUCACCCAUACCGGAGUCCAGAUAACCAGCUUGCUCCACCAUCCAGCCAGCACAAUAAAUAAUGGUUGACAAGGACUCAGUGAUAAAGAGGGGAAAGUGUGUGUUAUCUGGAGUUGAAAUCAGUGCAAAUAGUUUGGAUAGGUACUUUUCAAACGCUCUGUACCUUGGAGGAUAGACGGCAAGAGAUUUUUUCUACAGCUCUCUCUGUGUAAGCUGUCUUUUUCUAAUCAAUCAGGAAUCUGUUGCUUUCUAGCCCCCACCCUUGAAAAGCACUAUGAUGUAUCAGAUUUAACGUGCAUUAUUAUACAUGCACAAUCGCAUAAUAAUCAAAAGCUUGCAUGAUUAUAUAAAUUUAAUUCAUGUCAGACUAAAUACAUUUGCCCAUGCAGCAUAAUAUUGUCAGUGUUUGCUCUGGUUUUUUUUACCUGCCUUUAGAUAAAUUAGUACAGUUUAUAUAAUAUUAAGUCUUAUGUUUGAAUCUGUUUCCUUUGCAGUUUGCCACAGAAAGAUGUAAUUACACCCACAUUCAUCCUAAAUGCAAUUUGUCAAGAGAAAAGGCUAAGCAGUAUCAAUGUACAUUACAUUUAAUUGAUCGCAUUUCUGUCUCAUUAUCAAAUAGUACAAUUAUGACAUACAAAUAUGCAUUGCAAUAAAAGUAAAAUACAUUUUUACUAACAAAUUAAACCAUUAUUUUUGUGGGUACUAACAUCUAUGAAUUGCAAAAGUACUUAUUGUGAAAAGUGGCCUCUUUCAGAGUGUUAAAAUACCAACAAAAUGAAUACCUAAACAACAACGACAAUGAUGAUAAUAAUAAUGAUAAUAAUAUUAGUUUAAAUGAACAAUGGUAUCAUGUUUCAUUAACCUAUAACAUGCUUUCCAUUUAUAACCAUAUUCAAAUUAUUCUCUUAAAUGUUAGUUCUCAGAUAAAUACAGUGUAGCAAAAAAGAACAACAAAAAUGACCAUGGCAUUAAAUUCAUAUUUCUCUACAUUAUCAAAGUAUGCAUAACAUUUUUUAAAUUUAAUCUUUAUUUAAUCAGGCAGUCUAAUUGAUAUUAAUAUCUCUUUUCCAAGGGAGACCUGAGAAAAAGAAGCAAUCAACAAACAAAGACAGCACAACUACAUAAUACAAGGAACUAAGAAACAAGGAAUUAAGGAAAAAAGUUAAAAGAAUCAUAAAAAUCAGAUAAUAAAGCUUUAAAAUCUCCAGGCGAGAUGUAAGACUCUAGUUUGAGGGCUGUUUGCAGCUCAUUCCAUUCAAAUGGUGCAUAGUACCUGAAACCAGUUUUGCCAACAUCAGGAAUAUCUAGGGUGAAGUAACUGGAUCGUGCACUGUAGUUACUAAGUUAUGUUCUGGUUGUGUCCCCGAUUAUUUUAACACCGCUAGUGUCCAGCCACUUCUAAAAAAACCUGGUCUUGAUCCCUCUGUCCAUAGCAACUAUCCACAAAUUUAUAAGCUUCCCUCUAUUUUACCAUUACUUUUAACAGUUUUAUUUGCUAUUUUAAUUGUUCACUGUGAUUUUUGUUUUGAUUGAUUGUCUUCCUGCUUUCUCCAUUUGUCCUGAUCUUGUGAAGCACUUUGAUAUGGUUG
This is a messenger RNA of Xiphias gladius (swordfish), 5237 nucleotides long. It is a transcript of the gene nono, whose product is annotated as non-POU domain containing, octamer-binding. Gene Ontology annotation, molecular function: RNA binding. Gene Ontology annotation, biological process: regulation of DNA-templated transcription. Gene Ontology annotation, cellular component: nucleus. The transcript has a single exon. The coding region runs from base 270 to 1529 and encodes 419 amino acids. Lineage: Eukaryota; Metazoa; Chordata; Actinopteri; Istiophoriformes; Xiphiidae. The record is from RefSeq and is a predicted model, not a curated record.